Messenger RNA from Porites evermanni, 3122 nucleotides. Lineage: Eukaryota; Metazoa; Cnidaria; Anthozoa; Scleractinia; Poritidae. The record is from the annotation of a GenBank genome assembly.
GAAACGAAGUCUCGAAAAACGGAAAGUAACCCUCCAGAGGUAGAUGUUGCUGUGCUUACAAAUAAAGAACUUCCUAAAACAUCAAAACGUUUGAAUCUUGAGCAACUGCCAAUCGAUAUUCUGUUGUUGACAGUACAGGACUGUGAGUUUUUAGCCUGUCUUUCCCACCUGACGGGUUUCUCGAGGAUGUUUCAAAAAGACCUUGGCGACGUGUACAUCGGAAAAAUAGGGGAGAUGAAAAUCGCUCUAAUGAAGUGCAGAAUGGGUGCGGCUGGUCCUGGAGGUGCAGCAGGUGUUGUUAGAGACGCAGUCAAAGCCUUAACGCCCAAGGCGGUGUUUUGUGUUGGUUACUGUGGGGGCUUACAACCAGUCAAAGUCAAGCUAGGAGAUGUAGUUAUUUCCGAGGUACUAAUCACAUACGCUCCUUCAAAAGUCACCAAAGAUGGUAUUGAAGAACUUGGCGACCGAGUUCCGCUUAAGCCCAAUCUUGCCAAGGUAAUACUCAAUGCUGCUGCUGGAUGGAGCGCACCGUUGCGGGAUCCAUCAGAAUUAGAGGUGGAACAGGUACGAGGUGCGUUACUGAGUGGACCACAAGUGGUCGAUGACAAUGAUUUGCGUGAAGCACUUCUCAACCGAUUCCCUGGGGCAAUUGCUAUCGAGAUGGAGGGCGAAGGUAAAGUAAAGUAACAUUUUAUGACAAAAAUUCAUCAAUCUCCAUUCAAGUGACGUAAACUGCGUUAGAAAUGGGCGUAUCGGUUAUCCAAAAAGUUCCGAUCCAUUGAUAAUAAUGCAUUCCCCGUAUACACCAACGCUCAAAGGUGUUUUAACGUUGUUUAUUAGUUUCCUAAAGUGUUAAAUCCUGUUUUAAUUGGUUUAAAAUGUGUACCAUUCAGACUAACUAGAAAAUAAUUGUAGCGGCUUUUGAUUACUUUCUAACAAUCGCUUGACGUGAAAACUUUGGUGUAAACGAGACACAAGGUUUGAGGCAUUUUUAAACAAAUGGAGAAUUGAACUAAGCUGGCUUCAAUUCUGUUCUAAACCAUACACUUUAAAAAAAUACAUUUGGGAGCUUGAGCAACUACGAAGGCGCGGAGGGCAAGUGGAACGUCGAAAAAGGAAAACUGCACAUUAGCUGAUUCAAACAAAAAAUCAGCAUACUUUUAGAUCUUUGGUCAAAUUCCAGAUCCUUCUCUUGGAAAUGUCUUAUCUACUACAUGUUAUCUUCACUUUAAGGUGUUUACUCAGCAGCACAUGACCUGAACGUUGAGUGGAUAAUUAUAAAAGGCGUGUCGGACUUCGCAAAUGGCAAAAACUCUGAGAAAAAUGCAUGGCGACCCUUUGCGAGUUUAAUGGCUGCAUCAUUUGUUGCUCAUAUCCUCAGUAAUCCCAUCAUUUUUGAAGACUGGCCUCACUACAAUAAUGGAAAGACGAGUCUACCUCCCUCCUCAGGUGACUACCACACUGACGUGUUUAAUUUUUUCAAAUGAUCAUUAUAAAACAAACAACCAACAGUGUUCCAAGAUACAACAGACCAAGACGCGACUGAUUCUACACCUGAAUGUGGCUUUUUUUUUUAAUUUAAAAAUGAAGAGGCCACAAUAGCUGCAAAGCUUUUAACUGAUUCAUUCUAGAGACGCAUUAGUGAAUACAAAAGUGAUCGCUUCUAAACGGCAAUCAUCGAAAAGUUCAGUAUUCUAAUGCUGAAUCGCUUAUUGGACUGAAUGAUGACUGUUUCUUCCAUGUUUCAAUGGGAAGAAAAACCCCUAAUAGUUUUUCGAUAAAAAGACCUUUAGAAUCGGUAAUCUCGUACCCAGAUCUCUUAUUGACGAAGCCGAAGGCGAGAUCUGGUCAAGUAAAAAAAUUCAGUUUAAAACCUCUCUCUCGGUAUCAAUAAAGAUUUUUUAAAAAGAGGGAAAAAAAAACUCUCGCAUAGAAGUUGACGCGUACUGCCUUGAGGUUUUAGCAUGGAUAAGAGAAAGACUAUUAUCCAUGGUUUUAGCGCGCGUUAUGAUAAUUAAAUUUAAACCAUAAAUUAUCCAUGUUUAAUCUAACUUUCGUGUUGAAUUUGAUGUUACAAAGAACAACAACCAUAACAACAAAUUAUGUCAUGCAAAUAAAUCAUGUUUACAGUCAGUUUUCAUUUCCCCGCGCAUUUAAUUUCGCCUCUUCUAACCCGUAAGUUUUUCAGUUUCCUUAUGAAACGAUCACAGCGCCGAUAAAGCAGACCAAGACUCACUAUGCAAAGGCCAAAAGCUACCUCAGGACUUUAUCCUCGUCUUUGAUGUACAUGAAUUUGUUACUAAGUAGGGUUACAAAUUUUUCUUUCCAGAUCAAGCCGGUAAGCGUGAUGAACAACCAUCCAAAGGCAACAAAAAGACCGUAUCUGGUGAUAAAGGUAUAAAUAUAGUAGCUAUUUAAAGGUUCAUUUAAUCGACCUUAAAGUUUUGUGUUGAUUUCAUCUUCCUUUCAACCGCUUUGAUGUCUCAAGUAGACUUUUUCUUGACAAGACCCCUUUAAUAGGACCACACAUCUACGCUGCAUAAUGAUUCUGGGUUUGCCACUUACGGGUUUACGUGAUAUAGUAAAAGGAAAAGUGAGCUCAAUCUUUUCCCAAGAAGUUAUUUACUGAAGUAAUCGAUUACAUUACUUAAAGCUCCAGUAGCUGUCAUAUAGGUUGGCGAAACCUCACGACAUGUCUGGAAUCAAGGAGCUUAAAAUAAUGGCCAUAUCAGAACGUGGCAGUUCUAUUUAUUGAUAUGAUGAUAAGUUAGGAAUAUGAAAUGCAUCUUUUUGUAACUCUGUAAAAUAAAUGUGUGCUAUCAUUUAUUACAGCUUUAAUAAGAGAUGGUACGCCUGAACCAGAGGACUUAGAACGCUUGUCAAAAAAGAUGGGAGCAUCCUGGGAAACUGUUGCUCGGCGCCUUGAGUUUGAGCAGGAAGAAAUUAAUGAAUUUGACCAUGAGUAUAAAGGAUUCGCGAAGAAAGCCUAUCAAAUGCUCUGUAGGUGGAAAAAAAGGGAAGGUAUAAAAGCAACUUACGAAGCUCUGUAUAAUGCCUUGACUCAUGACCUUGUACAGCGUAGGGAUUUAGCAGAGGCGUUUUGCCUAUUAACCGUGGAAUAG